CAACAGCAAUUUGAAGACUGCUUCACCAAGUUCAUAUUUUCCUUUGACUUAAGUGUCUCAACAGCGUGUUCUUUCUCUUCCAUAACAGCCCUUGGCGAGACAUGGGAAAUGCAAUACUCAGCUCCAUCUUCUCUCUAGCAAACACAACAAACAUGGAGACAGCACCAACUCCCGACGCAUUUGCUCCCACCUCCGCACCACCUCUUGCUUCAGUGAGCCCCUCCUCCCAAUCCUCACCCUACCCAUUCGCCCUCGCCCCCGACAUCAUCCGCGCCCACCAAAAAGACGCCUACUUUCAAGGCGUCCUCACGAACCAACUAACCGAUCUACACCGCCGUCUCCUCGGCGCCCGCUCCGCGCACACCUGGACCACCGAAUCCCGCACCAUCGCCGACCUACUCUAUCUCUGCCUCACCACCCUCCUUGGCAACCGCACUCUCGGCGAGGAAUACUGCGACCUCGUGCAGGUCGAAUCGGAAACUGGCGGGGCGCUGCCUGCCCUCCCGAGACGGGCGACGUACAUUGCUGGGAGCAUAUUGUUGCCAUAUGCCCUGGCGAAAGUGUUGCCUGGGUUGAGGGCAAGGAUGAGGGUAAGGUUGGAAAGGAGUCUUGCGCGGAUGAAGGCGCAGGAUCCGAGGAAGUGCGGCUCGUGGGCGUACAGGGUGCGGGCUUAUGUGUUGGCGCAUCUGUCUUCUAUCACGAGUCCGGCGCCAGUUCAUGCGCUCAAUCUGGCGCUGUUUUACUUCAGCGGGUCGUACUAUGAGCUUGCGAAACGGGUUACGGGGCUGCGAUAUGUGUUUACGCGGAAGGUAGGGGAGGACUCUGAUAGAGCAGGAUACGAGGUGUUGGGUGUGUUGCUCGUGGUGCAGAUGGCUGUGCAGACGUACCUGCAUAUACGUUCAACACUCUCCAACGUGGAGAGUCGAGAGUCACGGGAGCGGAUGUCUUAUGAAAGUUUCAACACAUCUUUGGAUGCGAACGCUUACAGCACUAAUAAUGCCCUGCUUUCGUCCAUGGGCACCCCCGGUGGGCUGCAGACGCACAUAGACCUGGGAGCGGCGACUCACACACCUGUGCUGGCUGAGCCGCGGUACGAUUUGGCGAAUGAGAAAACCUUGGGUUGGAUCAAAGGAUCGCAGCAACGGAAAUGCACAUUGUGCCUGGAAGAGUUGAAGGACCCCGCGGCGACGCAGUGUGGUCAUGUAUUUUGUUGGGCGUGUAUAGGAGACUGGGUUAGGGAAAAGCCUGAAUGUCCGCUGUGUAGGCGGGCGUGUAUGGGGCAGCAUAUAUUGCCACUGAGGGCCGUUUGAGUGUACGACUGCAGAGCUGAGUGUGCUCAGGGGGCAUGUACUUUUCAAGUGUACAACGGAUUUUGACUGAAUUGGACAUGACGCAAGCCAGGGUAAAUACCCAGGCAUGUAAAUAACAGGUACGUAUUGAUGUUGCACAUCCGUAAUGGUGCCUCGUAGUUAUUGCUCAAUAGUGGAAGAGCGACGAUGUCAUGGAGCAUUUUCUAGGCAUACAAUUGCCACAUAAUUGCAGAUUCCCU
Pseudomassariella vexata is the source of this 1549-nucleotide messenger RNA. RefSeq names its product RING-1 protein. The record is from RefSeq and is a predicted model, not a curated record. Gene Ontology annotation, cellular component: peroxisomal membrane. The transcript has a single exon. Gene Ontology annotation, molecular function: zinc ion binding. The coding region runs from base 102 to 1310 and encodes 402 amino acids. Gene Ontology annotation, biological process: protein import into peroxisome matrix. NCBI's taxonomy places the organism in Eukaryota, Fungi, Ascomycota, Sordariomycetes, Amphisphaeriales, Pseudomassariaceae.